This is a messenger RNA of Procambarus clarkii (red swamp crayfish), 13047 nucleotides long. RefSeq names its product SET domain containing 2 (gene Set2). Lineage: Eukaryota; Metazoa; Arthropoda; Malacostraca; Decapoda; Cambaridae. Gene Ontology annotation, molecular function: histone H3K36 methyltransferase activity; protein binding. Gene Ontology annotation, cellular component: chromosome; nucleus. The record is from RefSeq and is a predicted model, not a curated record. Gene Ontology annotation, biological process: regulation of DNA-templated transcription.
ACACCCUCCACACCCGCUCUCGCCAGGGCUUCGUGGCCCGUGGGGGGCAGGUAGCCUCGGGUCCUAGCGUGUAAUCCUGCAGUGUUGCAGCUCGCAUGCUCCUACAACACACCAGGUACCGCCGGGGUGUGUGACUCCACCACUAGGUGUUGCGAGGAGGUGCAGUGUUGACAGUGUUGCUGAUUGGUGUUAACCUGAUGAUCAUUUCAGGGAAUAUUGCAUGUGUUGCAGCAGUUACAUUUGUGGCCACUUCAGCAGUUAAAUGGGACACAGCUCAAGUUAUUCCCAAUUUGUGUUAAAUCAGGAUGACAAGUGGACCAACACAGUAUAACUGUGUCAUUUGAAUGGCAGACUCUUUGCAAGCACGAUGAAUGGGGAGUCAGGGGAAGCAAAUACCCCUGUACGACGAUCGUCUCGGGCAAGAAAGCCAAACUCUCGAUUUGCAGACGAUGAGCUGGAUGGCCGCUUUAAAAAGAUAGUCACUGGUUUGGCUUCUCCCGAGAAUCCCGCUCCCAGUCCUCUGGGCUCCCCCACUGGUCGGCCUAGAAAGGCCAGCCGGAGAAAGGACAGUCGUAGUAGUGAAGACGGAAGUGAAGUGAGGGCUGAAGACAAUGAUGGUGAAAAAAUUGCCAUAAUCAAACUAGACACAUUAGUGGACCAGUCACAAAGUGAGCAAAAUGAUGUGAAAAUUUCUGAACCAGCAGCAGAUGAAAAUGAGCUGCAAGAAAAGUAUGAAAUUGGUGUGCCCUCUGCUGAACCUAGUGCUCAAUUGGAAGUUCUAGUAAAUGGCCUCGAGAGUGGAAGUGAGAAUGAGAAAAGUGCUGAUAGUGUUAUUAAAGUGCAGUCUGAUUGUGAAAAAACUGGUGAGAUGGGAAGGAGAACAAGGAGCAGUGCUAAGAAGGAUGAGGUGGAAGGGCCUCCAAAAGAAAGCAAGAAACGAGGUAGGAAAAAAGGGAAGGGUAAGAAGAGUGGAGAGGGAGAAGAAACCGGUGAAAGUGGCAUCAUAAGCGAGGAUGGAAGUUCAGGCUCUGUAAUGGGAGAUAAACUUGGUGAUAGUGCAGAGCAAACCGGAAGCAGCGACACAAGUGAGCCCUGCGAUGAAGGGAAACAAGAUCUCGAUCAGUGUGGCAAAAGUGUAGGGUCUAAAACUAGUUUUGAGAGUGACAGUAAUAGUUGGGAACCUGUGAGAGAGAACAAAAAUACAAGUGAGUCUGAUCAAAGGGAUAGUGAAACUGAAAUUCAUGUGAAGGACCAAAUGAGUAGUGAAACUAUUGCUUAUGGCCAGAAGUGUAGUGAUAAUGAUGUAAUGGAUAAAGUUGUUUGUGAAAGUGAUAUAGGUAAUAAAAUUGAUAGUGAAUCUGGCAUUUAUAACAAAAGUAGCAGCAACUCUGCUGAAAGUGUUCAAAGUGACCGUUUAAGUGGUGGUGAAAUACUGGUAGGAAAUAGUGGAGUGAGUGAAUGCGUCCCUGAGAGAGAAAUUUUUGACAAAGAAAAGUACAUAAAGUCACCCCAGAAGGAUAAGAGUGUUUGUAGAAGAGGCGAGAUGGACUCUGUUAAAGAACUUGGUGUGUUAGUUGAAGAUAAAGAAGCAGGUCUUACAAACGGUGAUAUUUAUCUUGAAGACAGUAGUUUACCUACCUCCCCCAAAAGUAGCUCAAGUGUGUAUUCUGUGACUGUAGGUUAUUGUGAAGGUAGAGCUCCAGAACCCUUGGUGAUUGGCUGUCACAAGAAAGAAAUGGGGUCCAAGGAUGUGAUCCACCUCAGCACAUCUCAAACUGACUCUUUGGAUGAAGAAAGUGGGGAGUCUGUUAUUGCCAAACUGGAAAAAGUGAAAACUAUUAAGAAUUUAAAGUCACCCAGAGGAAAGAAAAGGCUGUUAAAUGAAGACAGUACGGACUCCACAGACAGUGAUGGUCCUGCUCCCUCCAGACGUAGGGGACGCAGCUCCUCAUCUGUCUUGAGUAAGGGAUUUGAGGAAGGAACUACAAAUUACCAUGAGCCUCUUAAUAAAUUGGAAGUCUUAGACCCUGCUGUUAUAAAAGCAUCUACCUUGAAAGAUGAAUAUGUAGCACAAGAACCUAGUACUGCUACUAAAGUUGGUGAUAAAUUAUGCAAAAGAUCUAGUAAAAGAUUUCCAGCUUGCCAGAGAGAAUUGCAGAGCUCAUCUGAUGAAUCUAGAAUUAGAUUUGAUCAAGUUGUGGAAACGGAAAAUAAACCCACAAAAGUAGAAUCAACAACCAUGGCCAUGGAAGCAAAGCUGGUAAAUAAAACUAUAGAAACUGAAUUUAAAAAGGGAACUGCAGAAACUGAUUCAGGAAACAAAACUAUGGAAAUAGAAUCAGAAACCAAAAAUGUUAAUGUAGAAUCAGAAAAGAAAACUGUAUUAACAGGUCUGAAAAAGAAAACAGCGGAAGUAAAAUGUGGAAACAAGACUGUCGGUUCUGAAUUGGGAAACAAAUCUGUGGAGAUGAAAUUAGAAAGCAAAUCUGUAGAUCCUGAAGUAGGAACGAUAUCAAUAGAAUCAGAAUUGGGAAAGAAAACACUGGGGAGAGAAUCAGUUAAGAAGGCACUUGGAACCAAACCAGUAAAGAAGGCACUGGGAAUAGAACCAGUGAAGAAGGCACUAGGAACAGAACCAGAAAAGAAGGCACUGGGAACAGAACCAGAAAAUAAGUCAUUGGGAAUAGAACCAGUAAAGAAGGCACCGGCAACAGAACCCGUAAAGACGGCACCGGCAACAGAACCAGUAAAGAUGGCACCAGCAACAGAGCCAGUAAAGAAGGCACCAGCAACAGAGCCAGUGAAAAAGGCAUCGGCAACAGAGCCAGUAAAGAAGGCACCAGCAACAGAGCCAGUGAAAAAGGCACUGGCAACAGAGCCAGUAAAGAAGGCACCGGCAACAGAACCAGUAAAGAAGGCACCGGCAACAGAACCAGUGAAGAAGGCACCGGCAACAGAACCAGUAAAGAAGGCACCGGCAACAGAGCCAGUGAAAAAGGCACUGGCAACAGAGCCAGUAAAGAAGGCACCGGCAACAGAGCCAAUAGAGAAGGCACCGGCAACAGAGCCAAUAGAGAAGGCACCGGCAACAGAGCCAGUAAAGAAGGCACCGGCAACAGAGCCAGUAAAGAAGGCACCAGCAACAGAGCCAGUGAAAAAGGCACUGGCAACAGAGCCAGUAAAGAAGGCAUCGGCAACAGAACCAGUAGAGAAGGCACCGGCAACAGAGCCAGGGAAGAAGGCACCAGCAACAGAGCCAGUAAAGAAGGCACCGGCAACAGAACCAGUAAAGAAGGCAACGGAACCAGUAAAGAAGGCACUGGCAACAGAGCCAGUAAAGAAGGCACUGGCAACAGAGCCAGUAGAGAAGGCACCAGCAACAGAGCCAGUAGAGAAGGCACCAGCAACAGAGCCAGUAGAGAAGGUAACGGAACCAGUAAAGAAGGCACCAGCAACGGAACCAGUAAAGAAGGCACCGGCAACAAAGCCAAUAAAGAAGACUCCGGCAACAAAGCCAGUAAAGAAGGCACCGGCAACAGAGCCAGUAGAGAAGGUAACGGAACCAGUAAAGAAGGCACCAGCAACGGAACCAGUAAAGAAGGCACCGGCAACAAAGCCAAUAAAGAAGACUCCGGCAACAGAGCCAGUAAAGAAGGCACCGGCAACAGAGCCAGUAAAGAAGGCACCGGCAACAGAGCCAAUAGAGAAGGCACCGGCAACAGAGCCAAUAGAGAAGGCACCGGCAACAGAGCCAGUAAAGAAGGCACCGGCAACAGAGCCAGUAAAGAAGGCACCGGCAACAGAGCCAAUAGAGAAGGCACCGGCAACAGAGCCAAUAGAGAAGGCACCGGCAACAGAGCCAAUAGAGAAGGCACCGGCAACAGAGCCAGUAAAGAAGGCACCGGCAACAGAGCCAGUAAAGAAGGCACCGGCAACAGAGCCAGUAAAGAAGGCACCGGCAACAGAGCCAGUAAAGAAGGCACCGGCAACAGAGCCAGUAGAGAAGGCACCGGCAACAGAGCCAGUAGAGAAGGCACCGACAACAGAGCCAGUAAAGAAGGCACCAGCAACAGAGCCAGUAAAGAAGGCACUGGCAACUGAGCCAGUAAAGAAGGCACCGGCAACUGAGCCAGUAGAGAAGGCACCGGCAACAGAACCAAUAAAGAAGGCGCCAGCAACAGGACCAUUAAAGAAGGCACCGGCAACAGAACCAGUAAAGAAGGCACCGGCAACAGAACCAGUAAAGAAGGCACCGGCAACAGAACCAGUAAAGAAGGCACCGGCAACAGAGCCAGUAAAGAAGGUGCCAGCAACAGGACCAGUAAAGAAGGCACCAGCAGCAGGACCAGUAAAGAAGGCACCAGCAACAGGACCGGUAAAGAAGACACCGGCAACAAAGCCAGUAGAGAAGGCACCGGCAACAGAGCCAAUAGAGAAGGCACCGGCAACAGAACCAGUAAAGAAGGCACCAGCAACAGAACCAGUAAAGAAGACACCGGCAACAGAGCCAAUAGAGAAGGCACCGGCAACAGAGCCAAUAGAGAAGGCACCGGCAACUGAGCCAGUAAAGAAGGCACCGGCAACAGAACCAGUAAAGAAGGCACCGGCAACAGAACCAGUAAAGAAGGCACCGCCAACAGAGCCAAUAGAGAAGGCACCGGCAACAGAACCAGUAAAGAAGGCACCGGCAACAGAACCAGUAAAGAAGGCACCGGCAACAGAGCCAAUAGAGAAGGCACCGGCAACAGAACCAGUAAAGAAGGCACCGGCAACAGAACCAGUAAAGAAGGCACCGGCAACAGAACCAGUAGAGAAGGCACCGGCAACAGAACCAGUAAAGAAGGCACCGGCAAUAGUGCCAAUAGAGAAGGCACCGGCAACAGAACCAGUAAAGAAGGCACUGGGAACACCAGUAAAGAAGGCACUGGGAACACCAGUAAAGAAGGCACUGGGAACACCAGUAAAGAAGGCACUGGGAACACCAGUGAAGAAGGCACUGGGAACACCAGUGAAGAAGGCACUGGUAACGGAACCAGUAAAGAUGACACAGGAAACAGAUCCAGCAAAGAAGGCAGUAGAAACAGAACCAGUAAAGAAGGCACUAGGAACACCGGUAAAGAAGGCACUGGAAACAGAAUCAGUAAAGAAGGCACAAGGAACACCAGUAAAGAAGUCACUGGGAACACCAGUAAAGAAGGCACUGGCAACAUUACCAGUAAAGAAGGCACUGGAAACGGAGCCAGUAAAGAAGGCACUGGAAACGGAGCCAGUAAAGAAGGCACUGGAAACGGAGCCAGUAAAGAAGGCACUGGAAACGGAGCCAGUAAAGAAGGCACUGGAAACGGAGCCAGUAAAGAAGGCACUGGAAACGGAGCCAGUAAAGAAGGCACUGGAAACUGAGCCAGUAAAGAAGGCACUGGAAACGGAGCCAGUAAAGAAGGCACUGGAAACGGAACCAGUACAGAAGGCACUGGAAACGGAACCAAUGAAGAAGGCACUGGAAACGGAACCAGGAAAGAAGGCUCCAGCAAAAGAACCAGUAAAGAAGGCACCACCAAAAGAACCAGUAAAGAAGACUCCAGCAAAAGUACUAGUAAAGAAGACACUGGUGACUGAACCAGAAAAGAAGGCACUGGGAACAGAACCCGAAAAGAAGGCACUGGGAACAGACCCAGAAAAGAAGGCACUGGAAACAGAACUCGAAAAGAAGGCACUGGGAACAGACCCAGAAAAGAAGGCACUGGGAACAGACCCAGAAAAGAAGGCACUGGGAACAGACCCAGAAAAGAAGGCACUGGGAACAGAACCCGAAAAGAAGGCACUGGGAACACAGCCAGAAAAGAAGGCACUGGGAACAGAACCGGAAAAGAAGGCACUGGGAACAGAACUGGAAAAGAAGGCACUGGGAACAGAACCGGAAAAGAAGGCACUGGGAACAGAACCCGAAAAGAAGGCACUGGGAACAGAACCCGAAAAGAAAGCACUGGGAACAGACCCAGAAAAGAAGGCACUGGGAACAGAACCCGAAAAUAAGGCACUGGGAACACAGCCAGAAAAGAAGGCACUGGGAACAGAACCGGAAAAGAAGGCACUGGGAACUGAACCUGAAAAGGUGCUGGAAACAGAACCUGAAAAGGUGGUGCUGGAAACCAAACCAAAAAAGAAGGCACUGGGAGCAGAACUCGGGAAGAUGGUGCAUGGAACAGAACCAGAAAAGAAAGCACUAGGAGCAGAACCAGGUACCCAAACUUUUGAAGCAGGAUCAGGCAACAAAUGUCUGCAAGCAGAGUCGGAAAAUAAACCAUUAGAAACAGAAUCAGGAAGGAAGACACUAGAGUCUGUGUUUGGAAAGAAAACCUUGGAAAUAGAAACUGGGAGCAAAGCAUUGGAAAUAGAUUUCAGAGACACAAACGUGGAAGCAGUUUCAGGAAAGAAAUCUGGGGAGGCAGUUUCAGAAAGUCAAACUAUUAAGACAGAAAUGGAAAACAAAACUAAAGGUAAGAGAUUGCGAGAGAGUAUCGAGACGCACAAGAGCGAAGACAAUGUUGAUAUGUUGAGCUCAUUGCCUGACUGUCUUCUAUCUCCCAAGACAAAAAAGAGACGAGAGUGUGACUCAAAAACUGAAUCAGAUAACACAGUCUCUGAUUCUGAAGAUGGUCAGAAGAGAAAAUGGCCCUUUGAAGUCAAAUAUGAUGAUGAUGAUUUAAGAAAAAGAAGAAAAACUGAUGAAUACCAAGGAGAUAGAGGGAAUGUGUUGAAAGAAGGCAAAAGUGUGUGUAAUGUUUAUAAAGGCUCACAGACUGUGGAUUAUAUCCAUACUUUAGAUAUACCUCUUCCCCCCGAUGAAUAUCCCAAAAAGAAAGGAAAGUCAUCUGUUCCCUCUAAAAAGGGGGCAAGUCUUGUACCAGAAUGUCCCAAAUCUGACACUGGGCCAAACACAUCAAAAAGUGCUAAUCUCAUUUUAUCUCCAAAGAUUCAUGAAAGUACUUUUAUGGCUCCUGGGGAUGAACAACAUCUUCAUUUUUCAUCUCCAGAGAAGACGAAGGGCUUUUCAAAAGAAACUAGCGAGUCGAGUUUGCUUAAAUAUGAUUUCAGUACCAAAGUCUCUUCUAAAGAUGAAUUCAGCGAUAACAAUUUUGAUUCAAAUAUUGCAAACAUUUUUAUGCAGACCUCUUCAAUGGAUUCAUCAACAAUUCCAUUGCUAGGUGAUGGAACUGAUCUUAAUAUUUCAUCCUCAGAAAUACCAGCUUUGACAGCAAGAUCUGACCAUAUUGAAGGACUUAUAAACUUUUCUGCAAAUCUCAGCACAACGAGGUAUGAGGAGAUUCUCUGUGAGGACAGCCCAAGAACUUCAUCAGGCAGGCUGGACUCUAACCUGCGAAGUGCCAAGUCAAAAAUUUGUUAUUCUGACAUUGAAAUGUCUGGCUUAGGUGAACCUGACAAAAGUCGAAGUGCUGAUGGCAGUAGUUUAAUGAAGGAGGAAGGAGUUGAAGAUGUGACAACAUAUCUAGGUGUAAGCUUGGUGGCAGAAGCUCUUGACAAUAAGGAGAAUCUUGAACCAAAGCAUGUAGCUGGUAGUAGUGGAAGCAAGGUUGAAGAAGUCCAUCUUACAGGUGAAGAAUCAAAAAUGGAAGUUAUUUCUCCUGAAAGCAAAGUUCAAGUCAGUAUCACCAAUGAUAAUCUUGACCUGAGAGAGAACAUUAUUGGAAGCAAGGUUGAAGAAAUACAUCCAACUAGUGAGGAAAUGGUGGAACUUGCAAAGAAACAACAAUUUGAUCUUAUCGAGAGAGAAAUGAGGAACAAGCUAGUUGUAGAAGAGCGGAUGAAAAGCUUCCAGCACCUCAGAGAGAAUCUGUACAUUGGAGAAAGGAGGAAGACUAAACGAAGCAAGGAGGUGCGCCGCAUGGUUUGCGAUUGCUCCCUUACCAAGGAGGAGCUUGAGCGGGGAGAAGUUGGCUGCGGAGAAGACUGCCUCAACAGGUUGCUCAUGAUUGAAUGUGGUUCACGGUGUCCAUUGAGAGACAGAUGUACUAACAAAAGGUUCCAGAAUUUCCAGUAUGGAAAUGUUGAGGUGUUCAACGCCGUCGAGAAAGGGUGUGGUGUCCGAGCGCGCACUCCCCUGGCACCGGGGAGCUUCAUAAUGGAAUAUGUCGGAGAGGUAUUCGACACCAAGGAGUUCAAAAAACGAAGGAAGGAAUAUGCUCGUGAACUCAAUGCACAUUUCUACUUUAUGGCUCUCAAGUCAGAUCAGCUCAUCGACGCAACGCGCAAGGGAAACAUUUCACGGUUUAUCAAUCAUUCCUGCGAUCCUAAUGCAGAGACACAAAAGUGGACUGUAAAUGGAGAACUGAGAAUUGGUUUCUUCACCAAAAAGUUCAUAGAUGCUGGUGAAGAGAUCAAUUUUGACUAUCGACUUGAGCGAUAUGGGCGAGAGCCACAGAGGUGUUUUUGUGGCACUCCUUUGUGUCGAGGAUGGCUGGGGGAAUCUCCAGAUGAGAAAACCAAGGAAGAGAAAGAUGAGGAAAGGAGGAAAGAGGAAAGAGAUAGGAGGAAGAGGGAAGAAAAAAGGUCCUACUUUGAGGAUAUUGAUCUGGGAGACGAGAUAGAAAAGCUGAACACUCACAGAUUGAGAAAUCGGCAAGACACGCUGAACCUGUCACGAUUGAUGGUCCGUGUUGAAGACUUCGGCUCUCGAGUCAUGCUAUUACAGUUGCUUCAGACUGGGGAGCCAGCGUGCAGGAGACUGUUCCUUGACUAUCAUGGGUUAAAGGUUCUUUGGUCUUGGAUGGCAGACCUAGGAAACACUCAAGAACAUAUAGCACUAAAAAUUGAGAUUCUAAAGACGUUGGAAUGCUUACCCAUCACCAACAAGACCCAGCUCACAGACAGCAGAGUGUUGGCACUUGUAGAGCGCUGGAGCAUCCAGGUGUUCGACACUUCCUCCACACAGUCCCCACCACCACCCCCUCCACCCAAGUCUGACCUGAGUACCACCUCUCUAUCCUCAGACUCAGAGUCCAACAAGAAAGCAAGUGACACCAGUGAAGAGUCUGACAGUGAGAUGGAAACCAAAGCUAUUCCAAACUGUAUUGAGGGAUCAAGUGCAGAUGACAGUAGUCUUGACUCAGAAGUGGAACAACCAUCAUUAAAUGCCAAUAAAAUGGUGGAAGGUACCAUGGCUGAAGAGGAGAGCAGCGACUCCAGUCAGAGUGAUGGGAAAGAGAACCCUACACUUCGCAGGAAAGAGAAUGGGAAGAGAUCGGCAGUGGAACCAGGAGAGGACGACAAAGCGGUGGUAGACCAGAAGUUGCUAAAUAAAGAAAAGGAGGCCCAAGAAACAUUGGAACUACAUAGGACUAUGGUUGCAUUGGCACUGAAGCUAUUAGACUUGUGGAAAAACCUGAAAGAGUUCUUCCGCAUUCCCAAGAAGGAACGCAUCGAGCUGAUGAAAGAGCACGAGCGUGAGGUUGACAGAGGCUACAAGGAAUACCUUGACAGAGAACAAGAUGAUGAUCUUGAUAGACGGGAUAAAGAUAGAUUUGGUAUUCUCUUUUCGCAAAGGUACAACAGGCGGGAUACCUAUUAUGAUCGACGCAGACGCUCCCCCGAUCGGGACCGAGACCGAGACAGGGACCGACACCGGCGAGGUGGGAACAGGAGUGACCGGGAAGUAAGGGAAGACAGACUGUCAGAUUCUCCAAAGAUGUCCAAAGAACAAAGAAGACAGCUAUUUGCACUGAAGGUUCAACAAGAGGAGGAGGAAGCUAAACAGCGAAAGAUGCAGGAAGAGAUGUGGGCGAUGCAUGUAGACCGAUGUCGUCUCCUGGGUCAUGACCCUUACUUGACACCUAUUUUUGACCCAACAUACCAAUACUAUUGGGACCCCGUUGCUGCAACAUGGCAGCCCUACAAUGGCUCUGAUCCCAACAUCCCUGUGCCAGCAGCAUAUGGUCAGCAUAAGGGUGAUAGUGAUGGUGGGUCACCAUUAUUGAUGAUGUCAGGACAGUCUCAGCCCCUACCUGGCCAUCUUGCUCCAGAUGGUGAACCUGCUACCCCAGGCCAUGGCGGACCAGAUGAUCCACUCAAUCCUGCAAACAUUCCAUUGCCUGGUGAAAUUUCUUGUUUGUCCCAAGCAUCACCAUCCCAACCCCUGCCUGGACAAGCUGUACCAUGUGAAGGCACACCUCCACAAGGCGCCAAGGUUCUUUCCAUCCCUCUUCCUGGAGAAGCUCCCUCAAGUAUGGCCUUGGACCCAAGCACAACGCCUUUGUCAGGAAUUGAGAGGGAAGAAGGCACUCCUCCCCCUCCACCACCAGGACCCAUCACUAUCCAGUUACCACCGCGUUGGAAGAUAGCUCGAGACUCGGAGGGACACGUGUAUUUCUACCACAUAAAGACAAGGACUAGCCAGUGGGAGCCACCUACCCUUGAACAGCACCAGCAGUUGGAGGCAGAACUUGGGUCAGACUCAGACUCUGAUUCUUCGUCCUCUGAUGAUUCGGACUCGACAAGUACCAGUGAUAGCGAAGACUUCUCAAGUGAUGAGGAGGAGGAGGAGGUAGUGGUGACGGUGGAGAGAAGUGGGGUGUCAGAUGAGAAGAUGAUCAGACGCGUGCGAGGCAAGAGGCGUCGGUCAGAUGCACUGGUGCAGGAACGUGUUAUAAGCCCAAUUCUGGAAAUUGACCGUGAACAAGCCAGACGAGAACGUCGGGAGGCCAAGGAGCGUGCCAGGGAAGAGGCUCGUCAAGAGAGACAAGAGGAACGGCAAGGGCGUAACCAGAAGGACUGCUCAGAAUUUGUGGAGAUCUCAGACCCACUGGAGAGCAUUGACAGAUUGGAACAUCCAGCAACUAGCGAGAAUGCUGAUAAAAUUGAGCAAUCGGAUAGAAUAGAGCGCCCGGAGAGAAUAGAGCGUUCAGAGAGAGCAGAUCGUUCAGAUAGAGACGAGCUUCCAGAGAAAGCGGAGCGUCCAGAAAGAUUUGAGCUUCCAGAGAGAAGUGCACGUCUAGAUAGAACCGAGCGUCCAGAGAGAAUUGAACGUCCAGAGAGAUUUGAGCUUCCAGAGAGAAGUGCACGAAGUGAACGCCUCCAGAGAAGUGAACGUCACGAGGCAAGAAUCAAGAGAGAGAAGGUAAAGAGUAAGGAGCGAGCUGCUACAGCAAUUGCGGAUAAUAGUGACAAUGGUAGAAGAAUUAAGGAUACCUUCAGAUCCAAAAUGGCCACCUUCAUCGUCAACGUGUUAAACCCCUACAGGCGCGGAGACUGCAAAGAGGGCAAAAUUACAUGUACAGAAGAUUUUAAGUACCUGGCACGAAAGCUCACUCAUUUUGUAAUGGUGAAGGAAUUGAAGCAGCUUCACAGCAUAGAUGCCCUGGAAUGUAGUGAUAGCGUUAAGCAUAAAACUAGGGACUUUGUUCGUAAAUACAUGAGUAAAUAUGGAUCAAUCUUUAGAAGGGAUCCCAACGACACUAAGGAGUACUAGCUUCUUUGGUAAUGUGUCAAACAUGUCCCAUUGUUAGCUUUCACUCUCGCUCUGAGAUAACAAAAAAAAAAAAUUUGGUUAGGUAGUGUGAUUUACAAAACACGAGAGAUCCAUUUUAAAUAUUUUUCCUAUGGUUGAAGCCGACGUGACUUUAAUUUAUACUUUACAUUUCACAGUGUUUACAACCAAUUGUGGUUCAUUUUAAACACCAGUAUGUAGAAUAUAUUGUAAAAGUGAAAUCAAUCUUAUUGUUACAGUGAACAAUGUACAACUUGAGCCACAUAUAUUGAGGACAGUGAACUGUGUAUAAAUGUGGCUGUAAGGUGGAAAGUAAAGACAGAUACUGUACCGUUACAUGGAAGACUGUUCUUUGAUCCAAAAUGGUGACUGUGCUUAGGUGAUUUAAGCCAGUUUUUGCGAGUGACACGUUAAGAGCAGUGCUACAUUUCAAAAUAAUAUAAAUGGAAUCUGAAAAAUAUUUUGUUCAAAAAGUUUACCAAAUUUCAUCAUACAUAUGUCAACAUUUUUUAAAUGACUCAUUAAAAACACUUUAUUAGUGAGCUACAUAUGUUCAUUUUAUUGGAUAUAAGAAAUAUUUGCAAAUAAGAAGUGUUAAAAGGCUUUUAAUAUAAAUUUAAUGCAAGUUGACUGAAAUUUAAAACAAUGUUGCUGUGUAAAAGUUGAUGGCAAGUGUGUUAUUGGCUGUUGUUAUUGACCAGAAAAUCAAAGAAAAAUUGUUUUAACAGAAUGGGAAGUGACGUGAGACUGAAACAUUUGAACAGAAUUGGUAACAUGAAGCACAUCAAUAAUUGAACAGAAUUAGAAGUGAAAUGGUGGGAACCAGAAGCACAUGGUGUAGAGUAAAUGCUGACUUAUCAUGGUUAUAUAUAUACAAAAAAUGUCCAUCAAAUGGCUUGUGUUUUUUUUUCUUGUAAAAUGAACUGAUUUUAUGAAAGAAAGAUUAAAAGUGUCACUGCCGCAGACGUGUGUAAUUAUCCCACCAGUGAGAUUGGCCAGAUUUCUGCUUCAUCGCUCACCUCACAUCCUUGACUCAUUGUGUUUCUUUAGAAAUCAUUGACAAAAAGCUGUAACUAACGGUUAGGAAUUGUAAAUGCUAUUCUUAGAACCCAUCAUCCUGUUUUUAUAUUUUUUAGUUCCAUAUGCAGGGUAAAGGCUUUGAUUAGAGCCUAAGGUGUAUGUUUUAUCCAGCAUUUUGUAUAUUAACAAACCAUCCCACAAACUACAUAAUUUAAAUAAUAUAUAAAACUUGUGUAUAUACACCCUUGUACAGGUUCAUUAAUAUUGUAAUUGAAACAGCUGUAUUUUGAAACAUCUAUGUUUUAAUUUUUUACUCCCUUAUAUUUGAUGUUGAAAUUUUGUACCUUUAGUAUAGAGGUUAUUGUUGUGUUUCUCAACUAAUGAUUUAGUUUUGUUUGUGUGUGUAAUGUAUUCUUAGGAAUACAUUUGCCCUUGUGAUGAUAUUAGUGUGUAGGUAAAUAGGCAGAUAUAGGACUGAAUGUACAAAAAUCCAGGCACUGGAAUGGAUAAAAUUAUGCUGUAUAAUA